Messenger RNA from Etheostoma cragini (Arkansas darter), 1936 nucleotides. RefSeq names its product neurturin-like. The coding region runs from base 684 to 1433 and encodes 249 amino acids. NCBI's taxonomy places the organism in Eukaryota, Metazoa, Chordata, Actinopteri, Perciformes, Percidae. The transcript has 4 exons. Gene Ontology annotation, molecular function: growth factor activity; receptor tyrosine kinase binding; glial cell-derived neurotrophic factor receptor binding. The record is from RefSeq and is a predicted model, not a curated record.
CAGGGAGAUUAUCAUGUCAGUAGUAAUCCGACUCGUCCCACAAGUACAACUAUGGAGGAGGAGGAGCAACAGUUGAGGGGGGGAGGCAGGAGGCAGAGGCAUCAGAGAAGCUCUCUGCUCCACCUACGGUAACCACGCUCUCCUUCCUCACCCUAACCCAUCUUCUCAACCCGCAGAGUUCCCCUCCCUGGAGCUGAAGAGAAGACCUGCUGCUGGAAAAAGGGUUCAGGUUUGUGCUAAAAGGAGGACCAGAAGUUUUGUAUGGAAAAACAUAUUGACAGACGUUUUCUGAGGUGAACCAGAUGCCAAGUCAGGGACUUCUCUAAACACCAAACUCUCCUCUUUUGGAAUGGAUUAACCUGACUGCCAUGAAGUGCACGCUUACAUUCAGAGGAAUGUUGAUCUUGAUCUUUGCAACCUAAAAGCGUUCCAUGGAAAUGCAAAUGUGAUUUAAAAAAAUAAUACAGUCUGGACCUGAAUCAAGUCAGGACACCUCCCCUACUUGCAGGCACAGGGAGUUGUGAUGAUUUUCUGGGUAAAAUGCAGGAGUCCAGCCCUCGCCUGUGAUGAUGAUGGACUUACCCAGCCAGCACUUGCCUGUGGAGGUCAGCUGAAGACGACGCCACGCAGCUAAGUCUGGAUUAGCCGGCCGAACGAGUUUCAAUGCUCCUCCACGUUCUAAGAUGAAGUUAUGGAAAGGUGCUACAUUUGCCUUCAUGCUCUGUGGCACAGCCCUGUCCAUCCUCCUUGUUAGAAACAUGGCCACGAUCGGACAGUUCAAACCUAAAACAAAAUAUUCUUACACAACUCCGUCCUUAUCAAGACCGUCUUCAUCAUUAGAAUCAACACCCAAGACCUCACUGCCAAUAUCCUCAUCGUCAUCAUCAUCAUCAUCAUCAUCAGGAGCAGCAGAAUCGACCGUGUUGUCCCGGCAGAUGAGUGGUCCACAUCGGAGAACCCGCUCAGCAGACGAGAUGAACUCUCUCCUCUCAGAGUUUUCCGUGAUGUUUCAGAGCUUCACAGAAGGCGAGCUUCAGCAUGUAGUUGGGACCUUGCUCGACAGGAAGAGAAGGAAGAGCCGGCGCCUGGGUGAGAACCAGGCCCGAAGGACUAAAAGAGCCAGGAGGCCUAAGCCCUGCUCUCUGAGGGAGCUGGAGCUGACAGUGAGUGAACUGGGUCUUGGCUAUGAGAGCGACGAGACAGUACUGCUACGCUACUGCAGCGGCAAAUGCACCGCCCACCGGCACAAUUACGACAUCACCAUGGAGCACAUGAUGCGGACAGGCUUCAAGAAGAAAGGCCGCAGGGACAAAGUUAGCAACGGGCCCUGCUGCCGACCCACCGCUUUCGAAAAGGACUUUUCCUUCCUGGAUAACAAAAGCCGCUAUCACACCGUACAAAAUGUGUCGGCGAAGAACUGUGGUUGUGUAUGACCCAGUAAAAUGUACUUCUUCAUGCUGCUCUCAGCCUCUGUUGGUAGAGUUGAACAUGAAUGAUGAUAAAAGAAAAUCUAUGGAAUAUACUGUAAACUCAAGGAAAAAAGGAAAGGAUGGGAACAUGUUUGAGGCUGCUCCAUGGCAGCCUUUUUGUGACAGGCACACGUUUGUGACAUGUGCAAAACACAUUGGAACCACAUCACAUGAACAGCAAGUGGUGUCUUUGUGUGUGGAUUCCAAGAUACACAGAAAAUGACUGUUCGUACCAAAAACGUUUUUAUUAACUUUUUUAUCUGUCUAGUAACACUGUAAACUGUGGUACAACAACAAUGUAGCAACGUUAUGUUUGUGAUAUUACAUUUGAGUAGUAGUAGAACAGGCGAUAGAUGAGCUAUAUGAUGAGCCAUGAGGGACUAGAUUGUUGCUGUUACUACACUUCAUACCAUGGGCGUUCACUUCAGUAAUUUGAAAUCUAGUUUGCAUAAAUAUUAUGGUGAAAA